Molecule: messenger RNA, 2067 nt
Organism: Panonychus citri (citrus red mite)
Lineage: Eukaryota; Metazoa; Arthropoda; Arachnida; Trombidiformes; Tetranychidae
Gene: stck
Product: LIM and senescent cell antigen-like-containing domain protein 1
Exons: 6
Coding region: 281-1276 (331 amino acids)
Biological process (GO): cell-cell adhesion; positive regulation of substrate adhesion-dependent cell spreading; positive regulation of integrin-mediated signaling pathway
Cellular component (GO): focal adhesion; cell-cell junction; cytoplasm
Source: RefSeq, a predicted model, not a curated record
UCUCAAAAGACAUUGAAGGUUUUCUGUUCACUUGUUUUUCUUCAUCUUCACUUGGGUGUUGUCAUUUUUUUCCAUUUGUUUUUCUCUUCUCGUUUUCUUUUUUUUUGUCGAAUACAAUUAGUUAAUUGUAGAAAAUAGUGAUCCCCAUCUGUGGAUUAAUUGUACCAACUGAUUAGCUUAAUUAUCUGUCAUCAAUUGGAGUUGAAUAGAAAGAAUCAUUUUUAUAUUUCCAUUGGAAAAAUUUUUUUCUCUUAUGUUAUAAUUUCUACUCUAUGACCCAAUGUCUUCACCGAACACUAUGUUUUGUAGCCGAUGUGGCCUAGGAUUUGAAGAGAAUGAGAAAAUUGUUAAUUCAGGAGGUGAAGUUUGGCAUCAAUCGUGCUUCGUUUGUGCCCAAUGUUUCCGUCCGUUUAGUAAAGAUGCCAUUUUCUAUGAAUUUGAAGGUCGAAAAUACUGUGAACAUGAUUUUCACGUUCUCUAUGCUCCUUGUUGUGGAAAAUGUGGACAUUUUAUCAUAGGCCGAGUAAUUAAAGCUUUAAACAAUAACUGGCAUCCCGAUUGUUUCAACUGUCAAAUUUGUCAGAUUCCAUUAGCUGACCAAGGAUUCAUUAAAAACGCCGGUCGUGCCUUGUGUCAUGAAUGUAAUGCUCGGGAAAAAGCAGCAGCCAUUGGGAAAUAUAUUUGCCACAAAUGUCAUGCUAUUAUUGAUGAAGGAGCUCCGCUUAAGUAUAAGAGUGAACCUUAUCAUCCAUACCAUUUCAAUUGUUUCUCUUGUGGUGUCGAGCUUGAUUCUAAUGCCAGAGAGGUUAAAGGUGAACUUUACUGCUUAAGAUGUCACGAUAAAAUGGGAAUACCUAUCUGUGGAUCUUGUCAUAGACCCAUUGAAGAAAGAAUCGUAACCGCCUUGGGGAAAAAUUGGCACGUUGAACAUUUCGUAUGUGCUAAAUGCGAAAAACCUUUCCUAGGUCAUAGACAUUACGAGAAAAAGGGAUUGGCCUAUUGUGAGACUCAUUACCAUCAAUUGUUUGGUAAUUUGUGUUUCGUUUGCAAUCAAGUGAUAAGCGGCGACGUGUUCACGGCUCUAAACAAGGCUUGGUGUGUUGACCAUUUCAGCUGUUCCUUUUGCGAUGUCAAAUUAACACAGAAGAGCAAAUUUUACGACGUUGACCUUAAGCCAUGUUGUAAACGAUGUUUCGAAAAGUUUCCCUCCGAAUUAAGGAAAAGAUUGAAGAAACAUUAUUCAGAAAAAGCCACCGGAAGUAAAAGCAUUUUAUAAACUCGAAACAAUCGCACUUAUAAUAAUAUUAAUCGAUCACCGAGAACAUCGCAUUUCUAUCAUCAUCUUUACUACUGCCCUGUUUGUGAUCUUUGACCUGAAUCCAUCCAUUGGAAAACCAUUAGAAUGGCCCAGGAAUAAUUAACUAUUUUAACAAUUUACCUUUUAAAUUGUUUCACAAUUUAUGCAAUUAUUUGGUUUGCAUAGAGAAAAUUUUAUCAACUCUUCUUUGACAUGCCUUUCAAUUAGUGCCAAUAACAUACUACACAAUUGAUCUGGAAUUAAUUAAUUACUUCAUCAAUGGAGCUUUUAAUUAUACAGUCGAUUAUUAACUUAAAUGAUUUUUACAAUUAAUCAAUUUUAUCGUUAUUUGGUUAUCAUUAUUAUGAUUAUUCCGAGGCUAUUGACUUUUUCUGAUUCUCUUACCUUAACUUUUGGACAAUCGAGUUUAAUUAUCAUUAAGUUUUUAAAUAAUCUCUUCAAUCUUAAUUAUAUCACAACGAACGGACAAAACGGAGAUUAACCCAAUCAAAGCUCCAAUGGAAAUUAAUUAAUACGAAAACAAUCAAAUUGAAUCACUUUUUCGGGUCCAGAUAAAUUGUUGGUCAUAAUUAGCAGUUCGAUAUCUCGAAUGUCCAGUUAAUUUUUCUUUUCUUUCUUUCUGUUAAUUAUUGUUAAUUAACUUUCUCAAACAAAUUGUGUUCACAUCUAAUUGGAAACCCAACGUUAUCCAUAAUAUUUUAAUUCUUGACAAUUAUUCUCAUAAAUAACAUUUCCUUUUAAAUCACUGA